AUGGCUGGCGACUCUUCAUCCAGUGACGCAUCAGCUACAACCAAACCUGUCACUCUUCAUCCUAUAUACACGGUUGCAAAUAUCCAGAACAAGGUUCGUGUGCUCGAUGGUACAAAAGUAACCUAUUCAGCAUGGGUAAAGCUCUUCAUGCUUCAUGCAAAGGGCUACAAAGUUCUCCAUCACAUUGAUGGAACUGCUUCUCCAAAGGAAAACGACCCGACUUACGAGACUUGGGUUGAAAUUGAUUCCAUUGUGUUGCAAUGGAUCUAUGGAACUCUUGCAGAUGAUAUUCUCACUCGUGUUCUUGAAACAAACACCACAGCUAGGAAUGCAUGGUUGAAAAUUCGUGAAAUAUUUUUGAAUAACAAAGGUGUUAGAGCAGCGGCUCUAGAACAACAGUUCACAAAUCUAACUCUCUCAUCUUGCUCAUCUCGUGAUGAGUAUUGCAAAAAAUUGAAGGAUCUUGCGGAACAACUCGGUGAUGUCGAGCACGAGGUAACCGAGUCACGACUCGUCACCCAACUAGUUAGAGGCCUGCCUCCGGAAUAUGACAUCACUACAUCAUUGAUUAAUCAAAAAUCACCAGGAUGGGACAUUGCAACAACUAUGCUUGAUCUGGAAUCUCAACGACUUGAGGCUAGGCAACAAUCUUCCACAAGCAACAUGGUUCUCACGUCGGCUACUAACUCUCAACUACCAAACGGUUCUCAACCACCUGGAAACCCUACCAGCCAGCCGACCUACUACACUCGCCUCGAAGGGCAGAAACAAUUUUACAGGGGAACAAGUCGUGGUCGCGGAUAUUGUGGUCGAAAUUCUCGCGGAAGACACUUUCAACCUCAAAUUCACGGCCCAAAUCAGCAACCACAAUGGACCUGGAAUGGUCAACAACAGUAG
Molecule: messenger RNA, 897 nt
Organism: Lactuca sativa (garden lettuce)
Lineage: Eukaryota; Viridiplantae; Streptophyta; Magnoliopsida; Asterales; Asteraceae
Source: RefSeq, a predicted model, not a curated record